CCGCAGGUGCAUUAGAGAAGCAAUCGUCGCCCUUCCCAUUGUAUUGCGGAAACACGACGCCGUCGGCAGAAGGCGACUCGCCGUUGUGACUGUUGCUUUUGAUCGUCUGUUGACGUGCGGCUAGCUUCGUGGGGACUGUUUUGAACUUUUGCAUGGUUGUAUAGCUCCUCGAUUUCUACACCUCGCGCGCCACACGAAGGUGCGCAGGUGCACCUACAACUGUGGGAUCACAAUCCAAACUUGAAAUGCUUUGGAGAUGCCGGCGUUUGUGUUUGCAUAUACAGACGGUGCUGUGAAGAGUACUUCAACUUAGAAGACAAGAAACAACACAGUCCUACCCUCCUUCAGGGAUGAGACCCACGGCUGCAAGUUUAAUAUCAGCAACUACAGCAGAUCCUGGGAACAGAAGUGCUUCAGCGUAUCUGCCGAAUAUUUCCACAAUGCCUACACCAGACCCAAGCGUGGCCUUGACGACCUCAGCCGCUGUACUAAUGCAAAAGACUCUAACUGCAAUUAGCUCCGCUUCAGCCUGUAACACGAGCAGUGAACUUUGUAUGGAGCAUGAAGCGACCAACGUUUCUAAGUCGUCGUUUCUGGAACAAGAUCGGACUGAUUACGACGACUACAGCGAGAUCAAGGUAGUGGAAGAGGUGCUUGCCGUUGCUGUGCCGAUCCUAUUUGGGGUAAUCGCUGUCAUAGGAUUUUUCGGCAACGCCCUCGUGGUCCUUGUGGUGCUUUGUAACCCUCAGAUGAGAUCAACCACCAACAUUCUUAUUAUAAAUCUAGCCAUGGCCGACCUUCUGUUCAUCGUCUUCUGCGUGCCAUUUACAGGUUGGGACUACACUCUCAACUACUGGCCGUUCGGCGACACCUGGUGUAGGAUCGUACAGUACCUCGUGAUCGUAUGUGCUUACGCGAGCAUUUAUACGCUCGUCCUGAUGUCUCUGGACAGGUUCCUCGCUGUAGUUCAUCCGAUAACGUCCAUGACCAUAAGAACAGAGAGGAAUGCAUAUCUGGCCAUUCUGUUCACGUGGGUUCUCAUUCUCCUGGCCUGCAUACCGGCGCUGUACUCUCACGGCAUGAUCAUCGAGGAGGCCUACUCGUCGUGCACUUUCCGCGUCGACAAGGGCUACAACAUAGCAGCCUUCCAGAUAUCCUUCUUUAUGUCUUCCUUCGUCGUUCCGCUGGCCCUCAUCUUCGUCCUCUACGUCCUCAUGCUAAAGCGCCUCUGGCUGGGAGUCGCUACCGGUGGACGAGUGAGUGCGGAAAGCGUUCGCUCCAAGAAGCGCGUCACCCGACUAGUCGUGGUGGUUGUGCUGGUGUUCGCCGUGUGCUGGUGUCCCGUGCACGUCGUGCUGGUGCUCAAGAGUCUAGACCUCUACGGCAGACCAAUGAAUCCUCCCCGCAUUGUCGUGCAGAUUGCGUCGCAGGUGCUCGCUUACACGAACUCGUGCGUGAACCCGUUCUUGUACGCUUUCCUGUCGGACAACUUCCGCCGGAGCUUCCGCAAGGCAAUCUUCUGCUACAGGAAGGCUUCCGGCAGAAGUGUUGGCGGGACCGGGUCGUGUAUGGCGCGCACACGGACGCCAGACGACACGGAACGGACGGAGAGGGAGACAACAGCUACGUGCAUCACGAAGGCGUCAAACAUAUCGAAUGAUAUCUUGUAGUGGUUGCACAUCGUUGCAUUUCCAGGAGACUGCCAUGCACAUGUCAGCCGUAAGAAAUAAAAGCUGCCAUUAGACUUUUGUAGCACUAUGAGAUAGAAGGUCAUUGCAUAAUAUUGGUACAGGAUCGCACAAAGGACACUAACGUACACGUACAUACCAUUUGCGGUGUUGUGGGGAAUAGUUGUGUGUGUCUCACCGCCCGACUCUGGAGCCGCUGGAACAGGUGCCCUUGGCGAGCCGCCGGAAAAGCCUGGACACUGCCCGGCGCAGCCCAGUCUAUUUUCUACAGCAAGUGCAUAAACAUUAUUGUUCCUCUAUGUCCGGGACCAUCAGCUGGACUAUUAUUCGUGGAUUCAUUACGGGAAUAUGGGAACACUUGUCCCGCUGCCAGCUACUGUAAUCCACCAUGAAUGUUGGGGUAUUGAAUUGCCCUCGAAUAACUAAGAAUAGAAAUAUGUUUCACUAAGGCCACGUUACUGUGUCGAGUUUUGCGCUAAGAGAUGAUUAACAUACAUUUGCACAUUGUAAUAAGAGUACUGUGUGAUUUGGUCGCACGCAUUCUCACAAUACGUCGCCACCUCACCUGGGUCAGCAUCUACGCGUGCUAUUUUGAUGCACCCGUAUUCACUACUUUGUAUUUGAUGUGCUAAGAGUGUGUUGUGGCAGAUGAUGAUUCAGCCAGACUAGAAAACGAAGCGCGUGAAUGCAGCCAUGUAAGCAGAUGGCUUGUCCGGAAGACCAAUUGUUCUUACACUGACAUUCAAGAAAACUGGUCGUUGUAUAGAAAGGGCGAAGAUGAAGCUUAAUGUACAAAUAUGAAUGCUGUAGGCUUAAGAAUACUCCUGCCUUCGGUGUUCGAAACAGGGUUGCGAAUACAGAUUUUAGUGUCGUUAUAUUAUGAGAGUUGUGUGAUUUCUGUGUACAUAAAUUGUGGACGAACUAUGUACUUGGCCUCCCAUGCUCUUCGUCAUUAUCCCAGAAUUGGGUAACUGAUACCGUUACCUAACAUAGUACGUUUUCCUGCACGCGUUUUAUGUACUCGCCCGACGUAACGUAAUCACUUUAUAUUACAUUACGGUGCUUUCUUUAUUUGUUCAAAAAACUUUGAAAGUUAUCUUUCGCAAAUUGAACUCGUUAAAGAAAUCAUAGAUUCCUUGUUACUUAACCUUCAUCUUGGGCCCCAUUACUUCUAUCUGGGGCUUCUGAAUGCUGUCCAUGAAACAAAAGUGUCCCUGUUAAGCCGACAAGCCACUUAUAGGUUAGUGUGCACCGGUUCAGGUUUGGUAUUUUGUCACGAGGUGUAUUAUGAGGCCGACUCCCUAUAUAUAUUCUUCGCGGCUGUCCAUAAAAAACCACCAUGGUUACUGCUUACGUCUUCAAUUACAGUCACUAUAUUUAACUUCUUUUUCUUCGUAAGGAUUGCUUACUCUGCGACCUGCGUGGUACCUGACUCAAUCACUCACUAGAACGUGUUCACGCGCGCGUGAGAUUCUGCGAUGCUCCUCUUGGUCAGUCAAUGUCUCCUGUUUCAUGAAGGAUUUGCACAGGCGAUGAAGUGAUCAGGAGACGUAUAGUUUACGUGCUGCGGAGUUCAUAGAAAUAUGACCACGCCAACCCUUACUGUUUUUCGCGCACAACGGUACCUGCACUUCUAUGUAUCAUAGAUUAUUUUCGUUCACCGGAAGGCCCGGUCGAGUAAGAGAGUUAAUGUUGGCAGCUGUGUUCAUACUGUAGUGCCGCACAAUGAAUUGCUAGUUCCGGAGCUGAGUGCACGAUGCGUUGUGGUUGAGAGUGCCAUAAAAUUCAAGGACUAUUUCCUUUCCUUUACUUUUUUUAUUUAGGCAUUGCACUAUUUUGAUUUCAGUGCGACAGUGCUGUCACCCCAUGUAUGUCUCACUAUAAUUGUUUUCGGCUCUUUGUGCAACAUGAAUUCAAAACGUGGCAGCGAAACUUUUCGCAAGUAUACUAACGCCCGGAAAGCUCUUCACUGCAAGAGACAGCACAUUUAUUUUAAGUAUGUGUCAAUUUAAUGACGUUUACGAGUGAUAUAUUGUGUAUAAGAUAAAAAGUAGUUUUUGGUGCUUGAGUGUCGUGUUUCUCUUAUCUUAAGCUAAUAAUACUGAAGUGAAUGGGCCCUUGUGUCACUGUAUUUCUUGUUUCUUCUCCAGCGUGAUCCAUCAUGCCGUUGGGACUCUAUACGCAGGUAAAAAGGAGUCGGCUACUGCUUCUACAAAAAUUCUGAUGUACUAUGUUGUUCUGUGUUAACUUUAUAAAGCUUUGCCCUUUACCUAGAUGUUUGCCCAUAUUGUACAUACAUCACGUUCAUGUUAUGCCUUGAAGUGUAAGUCUGUCCAAUCAAUGAUACGUGAGCACUAAAUGAUGGUCUCACGCAUCUCAGUAUACACACUAUGACAGCACGCAUUGACUCCAUUGCAACAUUUUUAACCCAAUGUUCAGAGAUUAUUGGCCUUGUGCUGUUAUAUUACAGCCGCUCGGCACAAUAUAAGUAAGUGUUAUCUGCUGUCUAUCACGAAGUUAUCUAUAACAAAGCGUGUUUAUCGUUUUGCCGUAUCCCAAUUGAUUGAACU
This is a messenger RNA of Dermacentor albipictus, 4258 nucleotides long. RefSeq names its product allatostatin-A receptor-like. Gene Ontology annotation, molecular function: G protein-coupled receptor activity. Gene Ontology annotation, biological process: G protein-coupled receptor signaling pathway. The record is from RefSeq and is a predicted model, not a curated record. Gene Ontology annotation, cellular component: plasma membrane. NCBI's taxonomy places the organism in Eukaryota, Metazoa, Arthropoda, Arachnida, Ixodida, Ixodidae.